AUGACCUUCAUGACAAAUAUUAUUCAGGACAUUCUGAACAACAUUCAAGAGGUUUUAAUCGUUGAUUGGACACCGUGGAUGGUUUGCGGGUUAUCGCCAUGUUCUCAUCCAUUGCUAAUGCUAAAGUUUCGUAAAUCUUGUCGUUUACUUCAUCAGGGUGAGGAGCUGAUAUAUGGUAGAACACAGCGACGACAACGAAAGCGCACAUACGAAGACGAUGAGGAGUUCGAGGAUUAUUCAUCCGGACAGGAUUUCUUGCAUAGAAGGAAUGAUUCGCCUGUAUUAUUCAAUUGCAAAACGAAACGUUCAAGAGUAUCCAAGCGAGAGCUCGAGUCUGACUUAUCUGAUGAAAGUGAAUGCAAUAGCGACGUGAGUCAAAAGCGUGUUUUUCGAGCAAAGAAAUCACUGCAUCGAGAACCAAAACGUAAAGAGAUGUGCGCGAAAUCAAAGGGUAAAUCAGCAUCUCGAACUCGAAGUCCGCAGCUGUUGCAACGAACAGUGCAAGCGCGGCAGCAUUCGACCGAGGAGACUGAAAACGAUAAGCAGCGAUGUGACGAGAAUCAUGAGUUCACGGAACACAAUAUCACACGUCCAGAAGUACAGAAGUACAUCGAGAGAGUUCACGAAUCGAACAACAGCAACAGCGGCAGCAUUCUGGAGAACUCGAGAGAUUAAACAUAUUCUUCUAAUUUUAAAAACAAGUUAAAUCU
Molecule: messenger RNA, 710 nt
Organism: Acromyrmex echinatior (Panamanian leafcutter ant)
Lineage: Eukaryota; Metazoa; Arthropoda; Insecta; Hymenoptera; Formicidae
Biological process (GO): nucleosome assembly
Cellular component (GO): nucleosome
Molecular function (GO): DNA binding
Source: RefSeq, a predicted model, not a curated record